Molecule: messenger RNA, 417 nt
Organism: Microthlaspi erraticum
Lineage: Eukaryota; Viridiplantae; Streptophyta; Magnoliopsida; Brassicales; Brassicaceae
Source: the annotation of a GenBank genome assembly
AUGCUAAACAACUUGCUUCAAGGGCAAGCUGAUGGUGUAGUGGACACAAGCAAGAAGCUAGCUGAAAUCAACUCCAAGAUCGAGAAUCUCAACACAAGGGUUUACUCUCUGGAGAAUCAUGCUUCUUCUGUUGCUGCUGCUACAAAGCAAGGACAACUACCUGGUAAAGCUAUUCAGAACCCCAAGGAACAGUGCAAGGUCAUCUUCACUCAAGAAGGACUUGUUGAAGAAGAGGAUCAAGAGAGAGUCAUUGAAGAUUUUUGUUUACUGCUGAAUGAUGAAGAGAUUGUUGCUGCUGAGGCUCCUGGAGUCCAGAUUGAUCAACCAGAAGUGCAGCACCUACUGUGGCCAUUCACACUUCACCAGUUGAGCUCGCACAACAAGCUCGAUCGGCAGCUCGAUCGAGUCGAACUCUAG